Messenger RNA from Schizophyllum commune H4-8, 1817 nucleotides. RefSeq lists its product as uncharacterized. The record is from RefSeq and is a predicted model, not a curated record. Lineage: Eukaryota; Fungi; Basidiomycota; Agaricomycetes; Agaricales; Schizophyllaceae. The coding region runs from base 94 to 1692 and encodes 532 amino acids. Gene Ontology annotation, cellular component: ESCRT III complex; multivesicular body. Gene Ontology annotation, biological process: late endosome to vacuole transport via multivesicular body sorting pathway; vesicle budding from membrane. The transcript is spliced from 5 exons.
GUGGCGUUCUCCGGCCCCGAUCACCUCAAGCGCUCUGACGCGCCUUGUGCCACGACCACCUGUGCGCGGCUGCAGGUUCGGUCGCUGUCUACCAUGUCCGCUUUCGCCACGCCGGCCAAGUCUCGUGUCAACACCCUUGCACAAGGUUAUGAUUCUACUCCACGACGCUCGAAUUCGGGUCUCUUACGCACGACCGCGCCCGGGACACCGCAGCGCAUGAAUCCCAAUGCUGCAGCGCAACUCCCUCCAUCUCUUGAGAGUCUAGGACCGGUUACGAUCUCGAGGCUGCAAGGACUGUACUCGGACUUCACACAGAAGAAGCAUACGAAUCUGGCGUCGUAUAACGCGAACGUGGAGUGGUGGAGGAAAGCGCUAGAGACACAUGUCUCGAGCGGGAGUGCAUCAGGGAGCACCGAAGCGCUCGCGUCUGCCUCAGCUACUUCUGGCAGCAGACUGGUAUUGCAGGCGAACAGGCAACUCAUUGACGCCAUGCGCGUCGAGGGCGUCGGCAAGCCUGCGGCGCUCGGCGAAGUUAUCACGAACCUCGUCACCAAUCGGACAUUGAUACCACUCUCUACAUUCCUCACCUCUACGCAAUCCAUCUAUCCUAGUUCCUCCUGGAUACCCUCUCCCACCACCGUCGCCACAUAUGUUGUCGGCAAGCCUCUCUGGUGGGCUAUGGAGCAACUCGGCAUCGUUGGAGAGGACUCUAUCGUGCACUCCAUUACCUCCCGCGUCUCAGGCUCAGCAACACAAAGCUGGUACGGGGACUACGUCUUCCUAAGCCUGCCUGAAAAGGCAGCAGCGGCGGUUCUGGAAGAGGAGAAGGGAGAUGGGGCUAGCGAUGGACUGUACAGUGUGCUUGGUUUCAGGCGGAGGUUUGGGGAGGUCGUGGCCGGGGAAGGGCAGAUUAUUGGAGAGAGGGACGCGGAAAUUCUAUUGAAGUUCAUGCAGAGGGAUAAGGGAGUGUUGGUAGCGGAUUUGAAGCAGGACGUGGUGAAGUUCACGGACCCGUCGACCUCACCAGCCGAGCGCACCAUUACAGCCGUUGACAAGGGUGUGAUAGAGCUGCGCACAGCCAUCGAAUCACUAAACUCGCAGAUAUCCGCAUUGCAGGCGCGGAUGGAUGAGUGCACCUCCAAAGCGAAGGACGCAUUACGCAAGGGCCAAAAGACGGUCGCGACAACGUACUUGCGCACGAAGAGGCACCUCGAGGAGGUGCUCAACCGACGACUGGGCAGCCUGACCACCUUGGAGGGCACCCUCAUCAGCGUUGAAAGCGCGCGGGGCGAUGUCGAGAUCAUGAAAUCCUACAGCCUCAGCACUGCGACCCUCCGCUCCAUCCUCUCCCACCCCUCCCUUCAACGCGAGGAGGUCGAGAAGACGAUGGACGCACUGGCGGAGGCGAACAUGGACGCGCGCGAGAUUAGCGAGACAGUGAAUGUCAAUGUCGACAGCGCGGUCGGCGCGGAUGCGGUGGACGAAGACUUGGUGGAGGACGAGUUGGCGGCGUUGAUAAGAGAGUCGGAGGCGGAGAGCAGGGCGAAGGAGGAGGCAGGGAAGAAGGCGAAGGAGGAAGAGAAGGAGAAGGCAGAGGCAGAGGAGACGAGGCAGCAGCUGGAGAAGGCGGGUGCUGUACCAGAGGGCGUUCAGCAGCCAGAGCAGGCGAAGGAGAGAGCUGCGGAACUCUGAUAGACGGUGGCCAUAAUUGUUGAUACGCUCGGGAUUCGGACACAUUGACCCAUGGUUGCCUAUCAUGCGCAUCUUCUCACUUGUACACUACUCAAUGCUGCAUACGAUGUCUCCGUGGUUCUGCU